Oryzias latipes (Japanese medaka) is the source of this 1297-nucleotide messenger RNA. RefSeq lists its product as uncharacterized. Gene Ontology annotation, cellular component: membrane. Lineage: Eukaryota; Metazoa; Chordata; Actinopteri; Beloniformes; Adrianichthyidae. The record is from RefSeq and is a predicted model, not a curated record.
CAUGGGUUCCUUGGUCGCUCUGUGUGUUCUGACUGUGGUCCUGGGAUUCGUUAAAACCGAGCUUCAAAACAAGGAGUUCACUCUUGGUGGAAAUUUAACGCUGAAGCCUGCGGCCUUGACGUCCUCGAUCACCAGCAUAACAUGGAAGCACGACGACAAUCUGUUAGCGGAGCAGCUCACCAGCGACUCUAAGCCGGACUACUACCCACCGAAUGAGGUUAGAAUCAGCUUGAACUUUAAAACUGGAGAAUUAUCGAUAAUCAAGCUAACCGAGAAAGACGCUGGAAAAUACUACGUUGAGAUCAACAAUGUGAUCCAAAAUGUCGGAUAUCAAGUAAAAAUCAUCAAACGAGUUACUGCCCCAACGGUUGUGGUACCACCUUUGGCGUGCAGCGAAACCUCUACCAACUGUACGGUGGACUGUCAAGGAGAUGUUACCGGUGCCGGAACCGUCCGCUACUUCUGGAAAGAAGACGACGGAGACUGGAAAGAAUCAGCGAAGAGAAAGGAGAUAAAGAACGACGCGGACAUGCAGACGAUUAAAGAGUUCUUCUGCAAAGUCAAGAACUCUGUGAGUGACGAGGAAAGCCCGGCCACGAAGAACCCUUUCUACAAGCCGGAGACGAGCUCUUCCGUGGGUUAUAUUGUGGCCGGGAUCUUGAUUAUCCUCGGAGUCAUUGUCAUCGGCGCCGCAGUUGCAUAUAAAAAGGGAUUCUUCUGGAAAUGUGUUCAGAAGACCUACAAGACAACCGGAAAAUCUUAUGCUGAGGCUGCAAAGCUGCUGAUUAAGCCGAAAGAGUCCAACUCGCCAGCUACGGGUGCCGACGGUGGUUCCGCCACUGAACCAGCCAUCAAAAGUGACCCAGCUCCGACGCCCAGCCCUGAACCACUCUAACAGCACAUACAAGAGUAUGGACAUAAUCUGUACGUUUUAAGGUGGAUCUGGAAAGUAACAUGCUGUUGAAUGUUUUGCUGCUAUUUGGAAGGUUCCCACAAGGCUGUCAUCUGUUGUUUUUAUGCAUGGAUUCACUUCUGGGCCAUGCAACAAACUGGUGAACCAGACUUUGCCCAACAUCAAACCCUGUGAUCCCAAAUGGAUACAGCAGGGUCUGAAGAUGGAUGGAUUCAUGGCUUCACCUUGGCUCUGAACUGGUAAUAACAGAGAGACAAGACUCUAAAUGCACCAUUCCUGUGGAUGCUGCAGCUCGUGGAAAGAUCCUCCUCUGACUGCCUUCUGUGGAUGCAUGAAGCCGUCUCCUGUGGAAACAUCUGAGACUCGCGUUUGGACUUUUAGGGA